Molecule: messenger RNA, 460 nt
Organism: Eimeria tenella
Lineage: Eukaryota; Apicomplexa; Conoidasida; Eucoccidiorida; Eimeriidae
Exons: 2
Source: RefSeq, a predicted model, not a curated record
GCUGCGGAACGGCGUGGAAGUGCUGGCGGUGCAGGAAGCAGCAGCAGCAGAAAGCGGCCUUGUUGCUGUUGCUGCUGCUGUUCGCGGGGGAGUGCUGCAGGAGCCGCUGCACCUGCCGGGGCUGUCUUUGCUGGUGGCCCACUGCACCUUCAGGGGCGAGCGCCUGCAACAGCAGCAGCAGCAGCAGCAGCAGCAGCAGCAUGAGUCGUUUGCUGCUCUCGUCGAAGCACUUGGGGGGCCGCAGCCGCUGCACCUGGCGGUCUCCGAAGGAGACACUUCGGUGGCUUUUCAACAGCAGCAGCAGCAGCAGCAGCAGCAACAGCAACAACAGCAACAGCAGCAGCAGCAACAGCAACAGCAGCAGCAGCAGGGUGUGUUUGUUGCUGCUUGCUGCACAGGUCCCCCUGGAAGGUUUGUCUGCUGCUCUGUCUGGCUUUGCAGCAGCUUUUGGUGCUCCUAG